UUCUUGUGUGACGUAUAAUGGACUGGACGGACGCUUCUUCAGGAACAACAAAGCGCCAACUCUUUCGACCACCCCGAUAGCUUGCUAGACAACAUAAAAACUGAAAGAUUGACCUUUUAGGCCAUGUUAAUGUGCAUUAGCUAAUCGCAGUGUUUAAAACAAAUUUCAUUUGACGUUAACUUGAACCUAAUUUGCUUGUUCAAUUUGCAAAUUUGUUAAAGAUUGAUACUGAGCCGAGCACUAGGCUAGUCGCUAAUGCUAACUAGCUAGCUAACAUCCCUGACCAUGAGCUCAUUAAACUACUCAUCCCCUGCUAAAGAAGAGGAUGUCUGCUGUACGGAGAAAGACGCUCUGGCGCUGAACAUUAUCGUGAAAGACGAAGAGGAGAAUAUUACAGUGAAAGGAGAGAAAGAUGCUCUGCCUCUGGACAUUGUCGUGAAAGACGAAGAGGAGGAUAUUACAGUGAAAGGAGAGAAAGAAGCUCUGCCGCUGAACAUUGUCGUGAAAGACGAAGAGGAGGAUAUUACAGUGAAAGGAGAGAAAGAAGCUCUGCCGCUGAACAUUGUCGUGAAAGACGAAGAGGAGGAUAUUACAGUGAAAGGAGAGAAAGAACCUUUCAGAAUGAAAAAGGAGGAAGAGGAGGCUGUUAUAGGGAAAGAAGAGAAAGCAUACUCUUCCUCUCUAAAAGGUUCUAUCACAGUAAAGGUGAAGGAGGAAGACGUUUUGGGAGUGAAAGAGGAGGAGACAGAAUAUCAGAUUAAUAGCAGAGAGAGACAUGACUAUCGUGGAUCCUCUGGGGAGCCUCAACAACAUCCUGAUGCUGACGAGACAGAGAAGAGUCUCUCCAGAUCAGACCACCAGAUGGACAACGCUAGCCCUUCCUCCCUCCCGGAGUCCCCGUGUCGUGCCUCUCCCGGUAGCACCUUACUGCUGGGUAUGAAGAGGUUGUCUGUGCUGCUGGUGGACUGCAGGAAAACAACAGGGCUGAGUGGAACUGUGAGAGGAGGAGAAGAGAAGAAAGGAUCAGAUUUGACACAUCAAAGAGAAAGGCCAGACUCGGAGGAACCAAAGCCAGGAAAAAGAGUUUUAAACAAACACAACUGA
Messenger RNA from Oncorhynchus gorbuscha (pink salmon), 1104 nucleotides. RefSeq lists its product as uncharacterized. The record is from RefSeq and is a predicted model, not a curated record. The coding region runs from base 286 to 1104 and encodes 272 amino acids. Lineage: Eukaryota; Metazoa; Chordata; Actinopteri; Salmoniformes; Salmonidae. The transcript has 5 exons.